AUGUCACAAUCUAUUGUAUUAGACGUAGGAUCACCAAUAAAAGGUGAUAUUGGUCUUACUCAUUGUAAAGCUCAACGGCAAGGUUUUUUAUAUAAUAAAUUUGGUUUUUGUAAAAAAAAACAUUUCACUCAAAUAGCAUUUAACAAACGUCAAUAUAAAAAAUUACCAUUUCAAUUCUUCUUCCUAUCAUCAACUAUCAAGCUACAAGAACAAAAACAAGUCAUUUCUGUAGGACACGACAAAGAAAAAAACAAAAAAUCUAAACAACGUGAUUUAAAUGUUGUUAUUGAUGAACUUCGACGUUCACAAACAAUAUCAGCAACAUAUUCUAUUGAGUAA
Molecule: messenger RNA, 339 nt
Organism: Rotaria socialis
Lineage: Eukaryota; Metazoa; Rotifera; Eurotatoria; Philodinida; Philodinidae
Source: the annotation of a GenBank genome assembly